Molecule: messenger RNA, 1703 nt
Organism: Diachasma alloeum
Lineage: Eukaryota; Metazoa; Arthropoda; Insecta; Hymenoptera; Braconidae
Product: mpv17-like protein
Exons: 5
Coding region: 462-1181 (239 amino acids)
Cellular component (GO): membrane; cytoplasm
Source: RefSeq, a predicted model, not a curated record
UCAUUGUUGCGAGGAAACGUCAUGCGUUCAAAGACAUUUGAUUACGUCAUGACAGGGUUAAAAUGUCAGGGGCUGUCAUGUUUGGUUCAGUCGAGUGACAACCGGUUGUAGACGCAGGACUUCGGAUUUUUUCGUUUGUGAGGUAGUGAGUUUUUUUACAAUUUUUGGGUUUGCAUUGGGGGAUUCCCCGAUUUUUUUGGGAACUUGAGUGAUUUUUUUUGGAAUUGUGGAUCGAGCGGGGGUUUCGACCCUAGACGCAAUAAUCGACCCAAGAAUGUUGGAUAUUGUGAAGAUCAAGUGAAGAUCAGUUUCGAGCAAAAAAGAUGAAUCUCAUUAUUUACCUUUUUCGCAAGAAACACCUCAAUGAGAUGACAUAAGCAAACGGUCGAUUUAUUCAUAAUCGACUCAGAGUCAAAAGAAACCGCACCAUCACAACAACCCUUAGCAACCCUACGAUCUUCAUGACUCUUAUCUUCAUACCAAGGGAAGAAUUUUCUCUCAACACACUGGAGAUGGGAAUACGCGUGAUAUUCAACAAAUUCCGGGAGGUAUCCCACAAGUACCCAGUGGUCAGGGGCAUGGCGGCGUACUCGGUGAUCUGGCCAGCGGGUUGCCUGAUCCAGCAAAAGUUCGUCUCCAAGGAGGAACUCAAUUAUCUCCAAGCUUUGAGGUUCAGUCUCUAUGGGGGACUAUUCGUCGCACCGACUCUCUACGGCUGGCUGACGAUAGCCUCCCGUGUGUGGCCGAAGACCACGUUGAAGUCCGCAAUUACCAAAGCUCUUGUGGAACAAGUCACCUAUGGGCCGGCGGCCAUGUGCUGCUUCUUCUUCGGAAUGAAUUUUUUAGAGCUCAAACCAGUCUCUGAGUGUGUGGAGGAAGUCAAAAGAAAAUUUCUUCCCACGUGGAGGAUGGGCAUCUGCGUAUGGCCAGUCCUCCAAACCAUAAACUUCGUCCUCAUCCCCGAGAGAAAUCGCGUCGUCUACGUCAGCAUCUGCAGUCUCGUCUGGACAUCCUUCCUCGCCUACAUGAAGUCCCUCGAUGUCAAAAGAUUACAAGCCGAAGCACUCCACGAGUACAAACCUGAUUUGCCAACAGCCCCACCACCGGUAAAAACCGAAACUACGAAUGUACAAACACCCACAAGUACCUCGAAAACGAAAGUACCCAGCGCAUCACCUUAAUCCCUAGGAAGAAUCGAAUUAGAAGAAAUUGCCUGUUUUACUUAUGCUCGUUAUCUAGUUAAUUGAAAUUGUACAUAUUUCUAUUUUAUUAUUUAUUGACAAAAAUAUGUGAAGAUAUUUAUAUUGAUGAUUGGUAGAUGUAUACAUUAUUGAAAGUAUUCAGAGUCUUUAGAAUAUUGUUACGAAAUGAUGAGUCAUAUGUUCCCGCGAUCUCCUAUAUUUGACAAUAAAUUGGGUAUAUAUAAAGAUACAAAUUUUUUUUUGCUAAUCAAGACUAAAAUCCCUUUGAGAGGAUGGAUUUGUACGAAAACUUAUGCAGUAGCACAGAAAAUGCUUGACAUGCUUGAUGAUGUUUGAAUUUGACAGACCUUUUGUAGUUUGCGUAUAAGGUAUCUAUUGUCAAACUUCAAAAUGUUUAUCUGUCAAUAGUAUGAGCAAUAGUUAUUCUGGUAAUUUUGUUUUAUAGUUUACAAUAAAUGCACCUGAGGAGGAAUGCCCAGAGCAUUCGAAACGUCGUGCAAU